GCGUGUGAGCGAGAGGCAUCGCCUACGACCGAUACGAAACGACGCGAGUCACGACGACGCACGUUGCCGAUCAGUGCAGGCCACGAUGUUCCACGAGAAACUAGACGUCAAACUGAUCCGACUGGUUCGCGACAACCCCGUACUGUACGACUUCAACCACAGGAAGUAUAUGGACUUCAACACAAGAGAGGUCACUUGGCAGAAGAUUGGAGACGAGCUGAGACAAUCUGCGGCAGACUGCAAAGUAAGAUGGAUUAACAUAAGGGAUGUCCACAGAAGAAUAUUAAAAAAGAAUCUGACCGACCCGGUCCAUCCGCCGCGGCAGUACAAGUACGAAACUGAUCUGGCGUUCAUGAGGCCAUUCUAUCGAGACAGGGUCAUCCUCACUGUAGAAGAAGAGGAGGAACAGAGGUCGCAAGAGUGGGCAGAGGCAGAAGCAGAAGUUGACGAGCCAGCCGUCAGCGACGACUCCGACGUGCCAAUCAAAAAAGUUAAAACAAAGAAGAAUAGAACGAGGAAGCGUAAAGAGCCAGUCUUGAUUGAGGACCCCAAACCAUCUGUAUCUUCUUUGAACGAGACCCAAAGCUCGGAGUUAGAUCCUACAGAUCCAGUGGACGCAUUUCUACUCAGUAUCGGAGCCACACUAAAGACUUUCACGCCAUAUCACUUGAACGUAGCAAAGAGCAAAAUAUUCGCCGUCGUACAAGAACACGAUUUGCAACAGAUUGUGCAGAAACAGAAAGAAGAUAUUGUUAAGGUGUCGACUACUGAAGUUUUAUAUUUAGAUGGAUAAUGUCUACUUUAGUGUCUAAUUUUAGGAUAUUUUGACUUAAUUACUGUUAAUUCAUAACACAGACUUCCAGGAGUAUUAUUUAUAAUUUUAUUAUUUUAAUUGUAUAAUUGUGUGCUGUAAAGUUUCCACAUCGGCAAAUUUAUAAGUUAUUGCGAAGUUGUAAUGUAUCAGUAGAUACUGUUGUGGAAGAUCUCUAAUAUAUCAAUACGCUGUGUUCAUUAUUUUUUACUUAAUAUUCUGUAGGUAUUCGUAAUUGUUAUUAUUAAAAUGUAAGGAAAAACUUCAUUAAAAUCACAGUUACAGACAAAGUAUAUAAGAACAUCAUCAUUAUUUAAAAAUUCAAUAGAAAUUCCUGAGUCAGUUGAAGAAAAAUCUAUAUUACGUGUUAUAUUUGUAACUGGAGCACUGCCUUUUAUUCUGCUGCUUAUUAAACUUACACGUCAUUUGACACAACAUUUAAAUACACCGA
This is a messenger RNA of Trichoplusia ni (cabbage looper), 1262 nucleotides long. RefSeq lists its product as uncharacterized. Bases 86 to 793 code for a protein of 235 amino acids. Gene Ontology annotation, cellular component: transcription regulator complex; nucleus. Lineage: Eukaryota; Metazoa; Arthropoda; Insecta; Lepidoptera; Noctuidae. The transcript is spliced from 2 exons. Gene Ontology annotation, biological process: regulation of transcription by RNA polymerase II. The record is from RefSeq and is a predicted model, not a curated record.